GGGGCAACGAUGGGAGCAGCGGUGGGGACAGCAAUAGGGACCACGAUGGGGGCAGCGCUGGGGACAGCAGUGGCGCCUUUUGGUGCUGCUGAGCCCCAGGGCUGCUCCCCCCCCCCACUCCACCCCCAGACCAGUGAGGAGGUGGUGAGGACGAUGACGGGGCUGAGGGUCCCCCGGAGCCGCCCGCGCCCCAAUGGCACCCUGUACAUCCCCGACUGGACCAGCAGAGCCCCCCCGGCCGUGGAUUGGAGGCGGAAGGGCUACGUGACCCCCGUUAAGAACCAGGGGCAGUGCGGUUCGUGUUGGGCUUUCAGCUCGGUGGGAGCUCUGGAAGGGCAGCUGAAGCGUCGGACGGGGAAACUGCUUUCGCUCAGCCCCCAAAAUUUAGUGGACUGCGUCUCCAACAACAACGGCUGCGGGGGGGGUUAUAUGACCAACGCCUUCGAGUACGUCCGGCAGAACCGCGGCAUCGACUCGGAGGACGCGUACCCCUACAUCGGGCAGGAUGAGAGCUGCAUGUACAGCCCCACCGGGAAGGCGGCCAAAUGCCGCGGCUAUCGGGAGAUCCCCGAGGGCAACGAAAAGGCUCUGAAGCGGGCUGUGGCCAGGAUUGGGCCCGUCUCCGUGGGCAUCGACGCCAGCCUGCCCUCCUUCCAGUUCUACAGCCGCGGUGUGUACUACGACACGAGCUGCAACGCAGAGAACAUCAACCACGCGGUGCUGGCAGUGGGGUACGGAGCACAGAAGGGCACCAAGCACUGGAUCCUCAAGAACAGCUGGGGCACGGAGUGGGGCAAUAAGGGCUACGUGCUGCUGGCCCGCAAUAUGAACAACGCCUGCGGCAUCGCCAACCUCGCCAGCUUCCCCAAAAUGUGAGCGGUGCCAACGUCCGCCUGCAGGAGUGGGGCUGGGGGGCUGGAACCCCCCCCCAAAAUAUCUCAUCUCUGCGUCCUCUGGGGGAUGCGGAGGGCGAUGGGAUUUUGUUUUUCAAAUAAAAGUGGUUGGGGAGAAAGCUGA
Messenger RNA from Meleagris gallopavo (turkey), 1017 nucleotides. NCBI's taxonomy places the organism in Eukaryota, Metazoa, Chordata, Aves, Galliformes, Phasianidae. The record is from RefSeq and is a predicted model, not a curated record.